GUGCCACAGUGAUCCGCCCAGGGGGGCGGCGAUCUGCCCACAGAGUCCAUCUGGCACAUGCAAGCCCCACACUGCUGUUUUGGGCAGUGUGGGGUUCCGUGCCACCGCGUCACUCCCAGGAGAGAUGCGUAGCUCAGGCGUGUUGCAGGCCAGGCUCCACAGUAAGUGCCACCCCACCCCCCGCGGUGUGCUAUUUUGUCACGCCCCUCAAGGAUGACACCCAGGACGUACCACACACCUCACCCCCCCAUUCCUACGCCCCUCAGAAACAGCUCCAAAAGCUUAAAAUCACUAGAGUGGUACCUCAGGUUAAGAACUUAAUUCGUUCCGGAGGUCCGUUCUUAACCUGAAACUGUUCUUAACCUGAAGCACCACUUUAGCUAAUGGGGCUUCCUGCUGCUGCCAUGUCGCCGGAGCACGAUUUCUGUUCUCAUCCUGAAGCAAAGUUCUUAACCCGAGGUACUAUUUCUGGGUUAGUGGAGUCUGUAACCUGAAGCGUAUGUAACCUGAAGCGUAUGUAACCCGAGGUACCACUGUAUUUUGUGUUGAGGUUUUCCCCCAAAAGCUCAACAAUUUGGGUUUGUUCCCCAAAAAGAUUCUCAACCAUUUUGGUGGUUUCCUAAAAAAAAAAGUUCGGCAAUUUGGGGGUCUGCCAAGUAAAAAGCCACUUUAUGGGUGUCAGGAAUUUUACUUUUUGAAAUAUGGCAACCCUAUCUUUAUACUUAACAGACUUUAUUGUUUCUCCUCCUCUUCUGAGAUUUGCAAUGUAGCCGAAACCGCUCUUUCUCUUCUUCUAACUGCCUUAAGUUAUGCGGGUUUUUUUUCUUUUCAGACCAUUUUGAUUUUCCCAAAGGUUUUCUCUCUCUCUCUCUCUCUCUCUCUCUCUCUCUCUCUCACAUUACUUUUGAUCUUCGGAGUUUCCGCCCACGUGACUUUCAGUUGAGUCCCUUGCAGCUUCCGAGAAACCACAGCAGCUAAGUUCUAAAGAGAGGGAACUAUCAGAGUGAGCUGCAGACUCUAAAAGGACAGGAAUGUAGACGCUGGGAGAGUGUCAGAGAAAGUGACCAAGAAGCCAGAAGGAGAGGGAAAGGAGGAAAGAGGAAAAAUCAACAGAAAAGUAGUGGAGGAAUCACCAAAGACCACCAGGAAGCAAGAAAGGAAAGACGACAGGCAGGGGGAGCUGUAAGCCAUGCCCCAUAGCUCUGACAGCAGCGACUCCAGCAGCUACAGCCAGUCCUCUUCAUCCAGCAAACAGGUACAGUUUGGGCAAUUCCUUUUGAGUUAAUUUUAUGGCCGUCUCUCCUUUUUUCUAGCAGGGCUCCUGUGCCUUGAGCACAAAACACAGAAAUUCAACAGAUGCGGCAUCUCCUAGCAUGGGGAAAACUUUACCUAUAGGAUUUCUGCCUGUUUAUGCUUAAAGGCACCAGAAUAACUCCAGAAAUGAAAUAUGAACUCCAAUGGAUACCGUCUUGCCACUUUGCCAAACACUUCUCGUUCAUCUCGUGUGCUGAAACAGAGAGGAACAGAAUGAAUGAGAAACGUUCAGCACUGUCGGGAUUUUCGUAGGACUUUGAAGGAACUGAUGUAGGGACAAACCCAGGAAAAUGCUAUUCAGAAAAGCUAAACCAAAGAUAAGAAGCUAGGCAAUAGGGUAAUACGAAACAGUUAAAAUCAAAGCAAUGCAGGGACCGAAUGAGGAAGCUUGGUGAUACUCUUGCAGAAAAGCACCACAAGUGUCAUUGAUGGCCAUCGUAGCAGAAUAACUGUUUACAGAUAGGUGGCAUAAAAUGUCCUCAUCUGCUUGGCACUGCUCAAGCCUCUGCUGGAUUGUGCCAUUCUCCCUGGGGUGAAGUCACGGUCCCAAAAAAGAAGAAACUUUGGAGGUCAUAGAAUCAUAGAAUUGUAGAGAUGGAAGGGACCCCAUGGGUCAUCUAGUCCAACCCCCUGCGAUGCAGCAAUCCUGCCCAUAGCCAUCCCUGGGUGGGCUUGAACUUAGCAGCCAGGUGUGCUGAUCCAUUGUGGUCCUCUCAAGAAAACAUUGAAGGAGUUAAGAUGCCUCCAGCACCACAACUACCCAAGAUGGGAUAAGUUUUAAAAUCCUAAGAUGGAGACCAGAUAUUUACUUUGCUAGGAACAGGUCCUUAAAACUUGAACAAAUCUGUGCAAAGAGUUCAUAGACUCAUAUACUAAAGGAAGUAGGAACCCUACAAGAAUUGUUAAACACAACUCAGCAAGCGAUUAUCCAAGGAAGGCAUGAAAUUACAUCAUUGGACAUGAUGUAAUUUUUUUUAAAGUGAGGCAAAGACAUGGGUGAAUCGAUUUUUUUAUCUUAACAUUUAUAUCCCUCCCUGCUUCUUUCAUGAAACCCAAGGCAGCAUACGUAUGAUUCUCAGGUAGUCCAUCACCUAUUGAGAGAUACUAAGCAGGCCUAAACUGGCGGAGCUUUGUAAGCUGGUAGUCUCAUGUGCCUUCACGCUAUAUCCUAGCACCAUAGCUAGGUUGGGAUUGGUAUGUUGGGGGACUGUUACACAAAACCCAAUACUGUAGUUCAGGAAAGGGGAAUUUGUGGCUCUUCAGAUACUGUCGGACUACGGCUGCCAUCAGCCCCAGCCAACAUGGCCAAUGGUAAGGAAUGAUGGGAUUUGUAGUCCAGCAACAUCUGGAGGUCAUCCUUCCCUGCUCUAGUUAACUGAAUGUAAGAUGAACACCCCAACUGUUUUGUAUUGAGAGUUCCAAAAGGGUUGUUGCUCAACUCUGAUGUCUCAUGUAAUUAACCUGCUGGUUCUCCUGAUCCUGAGAUGCACUUACUUAUCCUGCAUUAGGAAUUGGGGCAAAUUUAGGGGAGGGGAGGGGAGGGUCCUCCAUCAAGCUAAUACUGAACCUGCCAUGGAGACAAUGGAGGAGGAGAGAGAAUUGCUGAGAAAAACGCUUCCUUCUGCUUUCUAUCCCAGCAUUGCCAUUCUAUGCAAGAUUCUUACAUGUACAGAUGUUAAGAUGGUAUUCCUGUUGUCAUACCUUGUAUUACGUGAUUCCCCUCACCCAGGAAUCUUCGGAUGAUAUGAGAAAAGUACAAAGAAGAGAAAAGAAUCGUAUUGCAGCCCAGAAGAGCCGACAGAAACAGACACAGAAAGCAGAUACCCUGCACAUGGUAAGAACGUCCAUCCCCUACCCACCAGGAUUUCUCUGGUAUUAGCCCUGUUUCAUGCAGGUGUGGUGAUAAAAUUGUUCCUGGACUGUACCACCACAGACUGCAGGUUGGCAAUUGUGUGGCUGGGUGUGCCUUUUUGUAAAAGCUCCUUUCAUAUAAUUCAAUAUUCAUUUUUGUUGUUGUUGCUUUAGCAAUCUGCCAUAUAGGGCCCUCACAGGAAAAGAAAGGCUCUCUCUUCUUGAUUUACGGGAGUCUAGCAGGCAAAUCAGCAGAACCUUUCUCCCUUAGUAUAGUUCCCCCGCUUGUUCCUAUAUCAGCAAUGAUGUCAACUCAUUUCAAUACUUUUAUGCACUUAAUAACACAGAUACCACAAAUUAUCCAGAGCAUACACCCUGAAUCCCAUGGUAUACUGUAUAUGCAUUGAGGUGAGCAUAUGCAUUCCUAUACCUUCCACAGUACUGCAAUGCUAGUACAGUGGUACCUCAGGUUACAUACGCUUCAGGUUACAUACGCUUCAGGUUACAGAUUCCGCUAACCCAGAAAUAGUGCUUCAGGUUAAGAGCUUUGCUUCAGGAUGAGGACAGAAAUCAUGUUCUGGCGGUGCGGCGGCAGCAGGAGGCCCCAUUAGCUAAAGUGGUGCUUCAGGUUAAGAACAGUUUCAGGUUAAGAACGGACCUCCGGAAUGAAUUAAGUACUUAACCCAAGCUACCACUGUACUGAGCACUGGGUAAAAGUAAGCAGCAAUCACACAUAUCGAACGCUAUAUCUGCAUGUAGAUACCAAGAUACAGUAUAAUGGAGACAAAUUCUCACCUAGUCUUCUCUCUGAUAUGCUAGUUUUAUGUGGGCAAGUCGUUUUUCUUUUUCACCAGAAAGCAUCCAAGCAUGCAAUUCCCCACCUGCUGUGGUACAUUCCAAGUACAGAUCUAGUCCGCUUGUUGCUCUUCUUUUCUGUCUGAACUAGGCCCGUGACUCAGCUCUGCACCAGAUCGCUCACAUUUAUGGCCAAUGUCUUUUGUUUGUGGCUCCAGAACUGCUGAAACUGGCCACAGUUGCAAACACAACUGCUUCUGCUGUGGGAAAAGCAGUAUCUGCACAACAAGAGCAGUGCCUUUGUCUGAAGAUAAAAGAGCAGAUGGGGAAGGGCAAUAGCUCAGUAGCAGAGCACACAAUUUACACCCAAAAGGUCCCAGGCAUCUUUAAGGAGGGCUGAAAAAGACCCUUGCCUGAACCCUAGAAAUCUGCUGCCAGCCAGUGUCGACAAUAGCCUUCAGUAAGAUAAUGCAGAAUCCAAUGAGGCUGCCUUUGGAAAGAUAUUUUCAGCAGUACAGUGAUACCUCGGGUUAAGUACUUAAUUCGUUCCGGAGGUCUGUUCUUAACCUGAAACUGUUCUUAACCUGAAGCACCACUUUAGCUAAUGGGGCCUCCUGCUGCCGCCGCACCACUGGAGCCCGAUUUCUGUUCUCAUCCUGAAGCAAAGUUCUUAACCUGAAGCACUAUUUCUGGGUUAGCGGAGUCUGUAACCUGAAGCGUAUGUAACCUGAGGUACCACUGUAUGCCAUGCCGCCAAUCUUAAUUGCAAACCGGACUUUAAAGGAGAGCAGCCUUGUUCUCUGUACGAAACGUUUCCCCGUGUUUUUGCACCUACAAGGAGAGGGAAGCUCCCCUCCCCUUUAUCUUCUGGUGAAUUUCCCCAUUGCGUUGCCGCUUUCCCCAGCUGCUGAAAGAAACAAGUGAGAAUUUCCUUCUAGGCCAGUAGCAGGUUUCCUGUGGCAGGUGGUUUUUCUACUUCUAGAUGGCAGUUGUUGACCUCCCCACCCCCACUCCGUCUCCUUAAGGCCUGAGCCGCACGCUCUCUUGGGUCAGGAUGUCUGUGGCCUAGGAAAUACGCCUGUGGGCUUGGUGACAGGCAGUGGGAACCUACAGGCGGCGGAGGAUACACUGCUGUCAUUUCUCAUAAGUCGCCGGCUGGGGAGAGAGUGCGGCCAAUGAAUGAAAAUGUCAUCCGCUAUCAGCACAGGGCUGGGUUCUCUGCUUGGGUUUGCCCAGAACAUGAGUUUACAGGAAGAAAACGUCAGUCAAUCAGCCUGGAAACUCUAGAGUAGCUAGCGAAAAAAGGCUAUGAACCCCACCCACACAGACCCUUUCCCACUACCACUUCUUAGAUACAGUACUGCAGUCAAAAACAGAGGCCUGCUCAUUUUUAUUUAUUUUUUAAAUCCUGCUCCAUCUGCUCUGGGUGGCUUCCAACAAAAUAUAAAGGAACAUGGCAAAACAUGAAACAUUAAAAGCUUCCUGAAACAAGGCUGCCUUCACUUGUCUACAAAAAGUCAAACAAUUGCUUAUCUCUUUGUUUAUCUGAUGGGAGGGCAUUCCACAGGAUGGGGCGCCACUACCGAGAAGGCCUUGUUCCCUGUAACUUCCCUUUUUGCAUUGAGAGGGAAUUGCCACAAGGCCUUCAGAGCUGGACCUCAGUGUCCAGGCUUAACGAUGGGGGUGGAGAUGCUCCUUCAGGUAUACUGGGCCGAGGCUGUUUAGGGCUUUAAAGGUCAGCACCAACACUUUGAACUGUGCUUGGAAAGCGCACUCCGCCCCCCUGCCACUUUUGGGGCCUAGCAGACGGGAGAGGUUUCUAACUGAAAACUAUAUCUUUAAAGCAAAAAAAAAUAAAAAAAUUAUGAUGCUUCUUGCUGUGAAUCUCUUCUUUCUACAAAUGUACCUAAGGCCUAUUUUGCAUGUUAUAAAAGGGCUCCAGGCAAUGUACCUUGUAGAAAGCCAUACUUUCUAAUUUUCUAGAAUGUAAUAUUAUAUUUAUAUCCUGCCUUUUGUAUAAGUAGCUCAAGGGGGCAUACUCGGUUCUCCUCCCCAUUUUUAUCCUCACAACAACUUAAUGAGGCUUAAGUUAGGCUGAGAGACAGGGACUGGUGCAUGGUCUCCCAGUGAGUUUCAUGGCUGACUGGGAAUCACCAGGUCUCCCAGGUCCUAGAUGGACGCUCUAACCCAGUGAUGGCCAAACUAGGCCCACCAGUGGUUUUGGGACUACAGUUCCCAUCAUCCCUGACCACUGGUCCUGUUAGCUAGGGAUGAUGCGAGUUGUAGUCCCAAAACAGCUGGAGGGCCAAGUUUGGCCAUCCCUGCUCUAGAACCAGAGCUUCCUAUCCUGUGGUGCUCCCUUUAGUGCCUCUCCCGAAGCAGAAGUCUCCUUUCCUCCUCAACAGCCUGGAUGUUCUCAACAUGAGUGGUUGUUGAGAGGCACCAAAUAAGCAGGGCUAUUGCAAUUGGUACAGCAGGCACAAAAAAUAAUAAUUAAGUGGCCUGCAAAGGCCCUCAGCAAUUUUCAAGUGUCUACAGAAAACAAGGGACACGGGUGGCGCUGUGGGUUAAACCACAGAGCCUAGGGCUUGCCGAUCAGAAGGUCGGCGGUUUGAAUCCCCAUGACAGGGUGAGCUCCCAUUGCUCGGUCCCUGCUCCUGCCCACCUAGCAGUUUGAACGCAAGUCAAAGUGCAAGUAGAUAAAUAGGUACCGCUCCGGCGGGAAGAUAAACGGCGUUUCCGUGCGCUGCUCUGGUUCACCAGAAGCGGCUUAGUCAUGCUGGCCACAUGACCCGGAAGCUGUACGCCGGCUCCCUUGGCCAAUAAAGCGAGAUGAGCGCCACAACCCCAGAGUCAGCCACAACUGGACCUAAUGGUCAGGGGUCCCUUUACCUUCAGAAAACAAAGUUGGGGAAACCACUGCCCUAUACCACACUGGCUCACUUGAUGUGUGUAUUCACAUGGAAACCCAUAGCAUGACCCCCAAGUUCUGUACACAUCUGCAUGGGCCACAGUUCUCUGUUGCAAUUCCUGUGACUUUGGUGACUGAAAAAAACAAGUGUCACUACAAUUGUGGGAAUUGGCAACCGCAAACCUCAGAGAUCAUCACUUCAUCUGUUGUGGAGAAAAUAAUUACUGGAUGCCCUCCCUCCUCCUUUUCAGCUUCUAGCUCUGAAGAACAGAAGCAAAUUGAGUAGCACAGGAGUAGCUGGGGAUACACCUCCCUGCCAGGAAAGAUGAAAGGAAAUAAUUCUGGUAAUCUAGACAGGGCUGGAAGGCAGCUAAAUUAUUGCCCGCCCUCUCCUUUCUCUUUCAGGGCCAAACUAGACUUGACAUUAAAUGUGUCUUUGCUUUUAACUUUUUAAAUACAAAUAACACCAGUUGGGGGAGGAAGUGAUAAUUAUCUGGAUCUUAUGGGGGGUAUUUAACCAUUUCCUCCCCUGCUGCAGUUCUGAGGAAAAUCCCUCCUCUGAAGCUAGUAUUUGCAUUAAAAGGAAAUUCCCCCAUUGGGGCCUUAAGAGAUGAAGAAAAGGAUUGCUUAUGCUGCUCACAGGACAUAGCAGGAUGCAAGCUAAGACCUCUUUCUCCCUUGAGCUGCAAGUAUCAACCUGUGUUUUUCAUAAUGCCCACUGUUAAAAGAUACAGCUAGUUUCUUGAACUGUCCUAAACUCAUAAUUAACUAACCACCCUCCACCAGUGGCUGAUCUUGGGGUCUCAAAAUUUCAGCAGCACCCUGCACGGUGCAAAAAUUCAGUGCCUCUCCGCCUCUCAUGCUGCACUCUAAACCACCACCUCUAUCCUCCACCUUAUAGUGAGAUCCUGCUUUCUUUUAUUUAUAUCCCCAAUGUAUCAUUUCCAUGCCCUUUUCUCACUUUUACUAGCAUGUUGGAACCUUGUUUACUCAUUCAGGUUCCACACUGAUAAUGGUAAUCCAUCAGUCUAUUAAAACAGGGCUAUAUACAGUUCCUUGACAGGACUUUAAAAUAGAGGCCUGCAGCAGGGCUCCUUGCCCCUUACUAGGAAAGGAGGGAAGAGUCUGGGCUAUAUAGGAUUCUCUGGGGAAAGCUGCAUGCUUUAAAUCAGGGGUGGCCAACUCCCAAGAGACUGCAAUCUACCAAUAGUUAAAAACUGGCAGUGAUCUACCCCCUUUUUUGAGGUUCUGGUCUAAGUUGUAGAGCUUUUUUAGGGAGGAGGAAAGCCCCGUUUUUAGGGGUUCAGGUCACAGUAGUUGAGCUUUUUUUAGGGGAGACAAAAUUGGGGGGAGUCGGUGAUCUAACAGUGAUCUGCCAGAUCCGCUCUACUUCCCCAUGGGGAGGAGUUGCGGUGGACCGCAUGGCCAUCCACUCCCCACCAGGGGCGGGGGACUUUGUCCCCCAUUGCCCGGGGGAUCCCGGCCACAUCAGAACCCGGCCAGCCAAUCCGCUGGGCAGGGCCGUUUAAACGGAGGAGCAAACCGGAGGACUUCCUCUUGGACCGGACUUCCUGCGCAGCAGGCAGGAGUCAGAUAUACGUAGUUGGGUCCAAUCAAUGCUUAAGCCAAUACUGCUCACAUUCUGUAAUUCAGUAAAGUUGUGGCCAAAUAUGCCGAAUAACUUAAACUUAAUAUCUGUGUCCUGGUGUGAGUUAUUUCCCAAUGAGGGGGUGGCUGAGGGGUCUCGAUACGCAAUAGAUCACGAUCUACCUGUUGGACAUGCCUGCUUUAAAUGUACAGUAAUAUAAAUUUAUGGUGUGGAUGCAACUUCCUUCUUUCAUCCUCUUUUACCUCAGUUUUUCCUCGCCGUGUCACCUACAUAAAAUUAGGCCAAGGCCUGCAUUUGGCCCUUCAGCCGGUGGACUGCCCCAUUUUCUUUCCCCACGGUGGGCCUAUAGUUUCUGUUAUGUACUGAAGUUCUCACCCUGGGCCAGCAGGGGGAUACUGUAGAUAGUUAUGCAAAUAAGGGAUCAAAAGUGACGUUCAGUGAUUGGAUAGUUUUAGAAAAUUGUUACAGUUACAUUGUACUGGAGCUCUAUACAAGCAGCUGACUGAGCCCUUCAGUUCAGUUCUGUCCUGGCCUGUGAAUAAACAAGAGCUGUUUGAAGAAUCGCUGUGUUGUCUGAUACGUUCACCCACAACUUAACAGUUUCUAACUGAUCCCCCCCCCUUUUCUUUAAAGGAGAGUCAAGACUUGGAGAGGCAGAAUGCUGCUUUGCGCCGGGAGAUCAAGCAACUGUCAGAUGAACUGAAACACUUCUCUGCCAUGCUGACUUCCCACGAGACUCACUGCUCCAUCCUCCAUACGCAGCCCCCAGCACCCACCGAAGUGCUUUUCACGCCACUCCCCUUUCCCCAGACCCACAUCAGUGCCCCAUGCUUCCAGCACUGAGAGCAACUUCUAGGACUGGGAAAAGUUUGCAGACUCUAUGCCUGGACAGAAGGAGGAGGAGGAGAGAUGAACUUCACCACUAUGGACCAUUUGGGGGGUGGUAUUCCCAUAUAUCUGUUGGCAGGUGCUGUCCUGAAUAAGCAGUAAAAUGUCAGUAGGAUUUGGCCUUUGUGAAGAACCUGUGACAUGCUAGACUCAUCUGCAGGGUAUUGUGUGUGUGAUUUAAUGUACAGUAACCACUAUCAGUACUGUUCUGUUGUUUGCACUGAUCUUCUUAUCACAGAGCCUUGUACAAUAAGCCAUGUUCUGUUGUAAAAUGUAUACUAGUGGUUCUGUGGACACAGAGAACAAAAGGUGUUGUUCCAUUAUUUUUUUAAAUAAAGAUCUCUUUUAUAUAUAUAUACAGUA
This is a messenger RNA of Podarcis lilfordi (Lilford's wall lizard), 9731 nucleotides long. The record is from the annotation of a GenBank genome assembly. Lineage: Eukaryota; Metazoa; Chordata; Lepidosauria; Squamata; Lacertidae.